Molecule: messenger RNA, 3015 nt
Organism: Limulus polyphemus (Atlantic horseshoe crab)
Lineage: Eukaryota; Metazoa; Arthropoda; Merostomata; Xiphosura; Limulidae
Gene: Cchl
Product: cytochrome c-type heme lyase-like
Exons: 5
Coding region: 83-925 (280 amino acids)
Biological process (GO): cytochrome c-heme linkage
Cellular component (GO): mitochondrion
Molecular function (GO): holocytochrome-c synthase activity
Source: RefSeq, a predicted model, not a curated record
GCUAGGUGGCAGUGAUUAUGCCCUUCUAGUAAACCACGAGAUUUUGCUACUUGAGGUAAAAAGAAUUAGAUAGUGCCGAACAAUGGGUAACAAUUCAUCUGGAGUUCAAGUUUCUGGACCCCUGGGCAUUGUGAAUGUCAGUGAGAACAAAGAAAACUCUUCAGAGCAGGUGAAGCAUGCAGAUAAAUCCAACAACUCCCAGAAUGACAGCCAAGCCAAACACGAGUCAGCUGUGGGUAGAUGCCCACUGGAUAAAGCUGAAAGCCAGUCAGCUGGCCAGUUUUAUGGUAGUGAAUGUCCCAUGAGAGCUAACAUUAAGGAAAAAGAAACUUAUAACCCAGCAAACAUGAUGCCACCUCCAAACCAAAGGCCAGCCUCUGACCAGCCCUUUCCACUGUCGACACAGAGAGAGAAGUCGACUAUCCCUAAAGCCGGAACAGAGAAUGAAACGUGGGAGUAUCCCUCACAACAGAUGUUCUGGAAUGCCAUGUUGAGGAAAGGGUGGAACUGGCGAGAAGCCGACUUAACUGCAGAAGAUAUGGCUCAUAUUAUUAGAAUCCACAACAUAAACAAUGAAGUUGCGUGGGAAGAAGUGCUGAAGUGGGAAGCUUUACAUGCCAAGGAAUGUGAUUGCAUCAAGCUGAAAAAAUUUGGUGGUAAAGCUCAAGAAUAUUCACCGAGGGCUAGAAUAAGAAGCUGGAUGGGGUAUGAACUUCCUUUCGAUCGACACGACUGGAUAGUUGAUCGCUGUGGGAAAGAUGUACGAUAUGUAAUCGAUUACUACGAUGGCGGCAGUGUGGAUAUGCAAACGGGAAAGUUCGCCAUCUUGGAUGUCCGACCAGCCUUUGACUCCUUGGAGGCAGUCUGGGAUAGAAUGAAAGUCGCAUGGUGGCGUUGGACAGUAAAAGACAAAAAUGAUUCAUGAUAAGACAUUCUGUUGUUAAUUCUUUCUCUUCAUCUUUAGCAGCAAGUUAGUGAGGUAGAAUUGAGAUCGUGUAAGCAGUGGUUACUAGUAUGUGUGUGAUUAUACAUAUGUGUAUAGAUGGCACUGCCGUGUCAAAUGACAAAUAAUUACAGUUUAUUUCAAUCUAUUUUGUCUUAAUGUUGCACUAGAGAUUAUAUUUGUUAAUUUAUGAGUUUUUUUUUUCAAACUUCAUUGUUGUGAAAAUGUACAUUUAUUAUGCUUAAUAAUUGUACCCACUUGUGUACCGAAGCAUAAGUUUGAAUCAAAAAUGGUAAAUCUAGACAGACGGAAGUUGAAUUAUUUGGAAAUUGGUGUGCUAACCUUUACUAUUACUCCAUUUGUUUAAUUGCAUUACUUACUAGCGAAUGUGUCAUUUAUCCUGAUUAUUAGCUGAUGCACCCAUUCAAAACAUGGGGAUGACAUCAUAAUUCUGACACCCAUAUCACUCCCUGCAGGCAUAAGGGUACAUGCUAGGUUUUAUCCAGCACUUCGUCAGUUAUAAGUGAGCACACGCACACUUUGUCAUAUAACGUUCUAAGCAAGGAAAGCUUGACGGACAAGUAUGUGUUUAAUAAUAAUUUUCACUUUCUGUAUUCUAAAGUAUUGCACCUAGUUCAGAGGACAGUUUGAAACUUUGCAGGGUAUGAUUGUCAGGACAUAAGACACAAAAGCGAUUUGCUACCAGGUAUCUCGUCACUGAUGCGUUUCCCAUCUAGUUGGUAGUAGAGUGUCACUAAUCUGGCAGUAGUUUCUUGUAGAAUGAAGGUCGUAAACGAUCUGUACUCUUGUGCAGUGGAUGAAAGGAUGUAUGUUGCUUAGGGACACUUCCAAAAAAUGUCUUAUUUAUUCUAUGUUCAAACCCCUUUCCCACACACACCAUUAAAACUAAAGCACCUUUUUAAAGGUUUGCGUUAAUGAAGGUAGCAGCUUAUGGUAACAAUCAUUGGGAUUCUCUUACAUCAAAAAUCACCUGAUAUAUUUCCCAUCUUUAUUAUUUUAUGUCUUAGUAUCAAAAUACUUGAAGUAUUAAAAUUAGCCAAAGAAUCAGUGAUACAUACGUGUAUAGAAAAUUAAUAAUGGCACAGAGGAAAAAUUACAACAGAAAAACUCAAUAUUACAUGGGUGAACCUCCUUUCCAAGGAUCUGGAAUUUUAACCCCAAGCAUAUCCCCUACUUACAGAGGAUAUCACUUCUAGAACAUGUUAUGUAUAUCCCCUACUUACAGAGGAUAUCACUUCUAGAACAUGUUACGUAUAUCCCCUAUUACAGAGGAUAUCACUUCUAGAACAUGUUAUGUAUAUCCCCUACUUACAGAGGAUAUCACUUCUAGAACAUGUUAUGUGUUUUUUUUAAUACAAGUUUUUACUCAUUAUUGGAUAUAAACAUUGUUAGCUUAGAAACCUCAGGAGUACCUUCAUUUCAGCCAAGUAUUUAUUUUAGAUAGAACUGUACUAGAAUUACUGUCAUUUAACAAGUAACAACACUUCAAAUAACUAAUUCAUGAGGAGACAUUGUUCAGAUGUUGCAUUCAUUUUGUAGCCUAAAAUUAUUAGAUGUCAUUUUUAAUUUUUGAUCUAGAAUAAAAGUUAUAAGUGUAGAAAGUAUAAGAAUGAUUUAGUGUUAUUUGUUGCAUAACAAGUUAUUUUAAACAUUCACUUUUGUUAGAAAAUAAACAAUUGGAGAGAAAUACUACACAGUUAUAGAGAAACUGGAUAGUGAAUAGGUACUGAGGAGAAAGGAAACCAGCACACAUAAUUUCACCUAUAAUUUGAAGAGAAAUAUAAAUAUUAGACACCAACCAAUAAAGUUAUUUGGUGUAAAUUUAAAAAGACAGACUAGGCCUAGAAUCACGUAAUUACUGUUAACUGAUGAUAAUUGAUAGUAUUAGAUCGAAACAUUGUAACAUGUAAAAAGCGUAUCUACGUCAUCAGUAAGUUUACCUCUACUAAACAGUGAACAAUUUGAAAAUAGCAUACAAUGUUUAAGGCAGUACUUGGAGUAUUUAUAAAUCUAUUGUAAUAUGAACAACAUUAAAGUUUGAGUGAUAUUAU